Cooperia oncophora is the source of this 420-nucleotide messenger RNA. The record is from the annotation of a GenBank genome assembly. NCBI's taxonomy places the organism in Eukaryota, Metazoa, Nematoda, Chromadorea, Rhabditida, Trichostrongylidae.
AUGUUCUUCGUGACAGACAUGCCAGCGAUUUGGAGCGCUUUACUAUCAUUCGCGAUAUGUAGCCCGUGUACCUUCCCCAUUCGAUGGCGAGUCAUUCGAGCAGAUGGCAAGCGUUCACGUUACGAGGAAUCAGGCACUCAGACGGGGAAGUUUUCUUAUGUCAUUCUGGAAAAAGAGUGCAUACGACAUAGCCAUGGGCAUGUGACCUGUGACUUGUGUACUGCAUUCAAAGGAAUCCAAAGAAUCGCGGUCUCUCGCAGAACCGGUAUCCUCUACCAACGAGCUCGAACUCGACGUGAUGGUGAACUGUUUCCGCUCCAGAUGAAAACCGUAUCUACACAGAAUAUGUUUGAUUUAUGCGAUCAUAUUGAUCCUAAGAAAAUAUGUCGAAUUAGAUUCAUUUAUAAUAAAUUUCUAUAA